Molecule: messenger RNA, 3762 nt
Organism: Mus caroli (Ryukyu mouse)
Lineage: Eukaryota; Metazoa; Chordata; Mammalia; Rodentia; Muridae
Gene: Csrnp1
Product: cysteine and serine rich nuclear protein 1
Biological process (GO): regulation of transcription by RNA polymerase II
Cellular component (GO): nucleus
Molecular function (GO): sequence-specific DNA binding; DNA-binding transcription factor activity, RNA polymerase II-specific
Source: RefSeq, a predicted model, not a curated record
GGUUCCUGAACGCGGCGGGAUGGGAAUUGGGGCAGGGGGCGUCUCGGGUGAGUGGCGCUGUCACUCCAGCUCCCCGCUGAUCUCCCUUGGGUCCUCCGGUGGGGACGCCGGGAUCCGGCCUCCGAGCCCGACUGGAGAUCUCGCGCCUGGGGUGAGAGCCCACGGUUGCGAGGUGGCGAGGGGGGGGCAAGGCUUCCCCUCCCCCGCCUCGCUGUGGUUACCCCAGAUGUCCAGGCGCCCCAAAGCCGGGCGCAGGUGGCAGUGGGACGGGGCGCGCGUGCCCGCGGGUGAGUUUCCUUUUGACCUAGUUGCCUGAGAACUUUUCAGAAGUUACUCGCGUGGCCGGGGCAGGUGACAUUGGUCGCCUUCCUCCUCGGGCUCCCUAGGGGGAGGGUGCCCGAGCUGCGGCGUGUGCCCAGCGCCCCCGGCAGGCGGGGGUCAGGGAGGGUUUGGAGGGAUGAGUGAGGAAUGAGCGAGGCUUGGUGAGUCACGGACCCCGGGAUGGAGGGGGGUGGGGAGAAGGAUUGUGUCGUAUGUUCACCUGUCACCGUCACACUCAGAGGCCACUGCCGUGAGUCACGGGGCGCAGCUACACCGACCACCCGCGGGCACACGUAGGCUCUCUCCCACGCACCUCUACUCCCUCUUCUGCACGCAUUUCCUCUCCUUCCUCAGUUUCCCCUUCCCGGAGGUCCUUUCGCCUUCAUGUACUGUAGAAAAGCCUACACCACGGCAACGGCCACACACUUAGUCACUCGGGUUGCCGAUACAGUCACUCCCAGAUGUAGCCCACCUUCCUGACAACAGAGAGUUCCUCCCUCCUCUCUAGCUACCCACCCAACACCUCUGGACCGAAGUCUCAGCCUUCUGCAGAGAGCGUCUGUCCUCGGCUGUUGGAACCGCCUACCUCCCACCAUGACCGGGCUACUGAAGAGGAAGUUUGACCAGCUGGAAGAGGACGACUCCAGUUCCUCCUCCUCCUCCUCCUCCUCCUCCUCCUGGGUCUCUAGCCGGCUCUCUCUCUCCUCCUUCCCCGCCCCUUCUGCCUCCCCUGCCUGGAACUCUGAUGAGGAGGGACCAGGUGGUCAGGCACCCCAGCCUGAUCAGGACUCCUGUGGCCUCCGGAGUUUCACUCCCCCGUCCAUCCUGAAGCGGGCUCCUCGGGAGCGUCCAGGUCACGUGGCCUUUAACAGCAUCACCGUCUACUAUUUCCCACGGUGCCAGGGAUUCACCAGUGUGCCCAGCCGUGGUGGCUGUACCCUGGGCAUGGCUUCUCGGCACAGCACCUGCCGCCUUUUCUCCUUAGCUGAGUUUACACAGGAGCAGGUCCGGGCUCGGCGUGAGAAGCUCCGCCGCCGUUUAAAGGAGGAGAAGCUGGAGAUGCUGAGGUGGAAGUUUUCAGUGGCUGGAGUUCCGGAGACAGGGGCAGGCGUGCCUCUCACAGCGGAUGCCAUCGAUGACGCCUCUGUAGAGGAGGACUUGGCAGUGGCUGUGGCAAAUGGCCGCCUGGAGGAAGCCAAUUUCCUUCAGCCCCAUCCACCUCGGCAGCGACGGGCCCUCCUUCGGGCUUCCGGCGUUCGAAGGAUUGACCGAGAGGAAAAGCGGGAGCUACAGGUGCUGCGCCAGUCCCGGGAGGAUUGUGGUUGUCACUGUGAUGGCGUCUGUGACCCUGAGACCUGCAGUUGCAGCCUGGCCGGCAUUAAGUGCCAGAUGGAUCACACGUCCUUCCCGUGUGGCUGCUGCAGGGAGGGCUGCGAGAACCCCAAUGGUCGAGUGGAAUUCAAUCAGACAAGAGUUCAGACGCACUUCAUUCACACGCUCACCCGCCUGCAGAUGGAGCAGGGUGCCGAGAGCUUGGGGGACCUGGAGUCCCCCGUGGAGGACACUCCAGUUGAACAAGCCCUGCUUUCCCCCUUUCCGCCUUCCAAGCCCCCUGUGAGCAGUGAAUUGGGGGACAGCAGCUGCAGCAGCGACAUGACAGACUCUUCCACGACCUUGUCCUCUGGCAGCAGCGAGCCUCCAAACCACCCUGCCCACCCCAGCCUGCCAGGUCCCAGCUUCCGGUCUGGCGUAGAUGAAGACAGCCUGGAACAGAUCCUGAAUUUCAGUGACUCUGACCUCGGAAUUGAGGAAGAGGAGGAGGAGGGAGGGGGUGUGGGCAACUUGGAUAACCUCAGCUGCUUCCAUCUGGCUGACAUCUUUGGUACCGGUGACCCUGGCAGCCUGGCCAGCUGGACUCACAGCCAGUCUGGCUCUAGCCUCGCAUCGGGCAUCCUAGAUGAGAAUGCCAACCUGGACGCCAGUUGCUUCCUGAACAGCGGACUUGGAGGGCUGAGAGAAGGUAGCCUCCCUAGCAGUUCUGGGCCCCCUGAGGGGGAGGCCGUCCAGAACAGCUCCUGGGACCUCAGCUUAUCCUCCUGUGACUCUUUUGAGCUUCUCCAGGCUCUGCCAGAUUAUAGUCUGGGACCUCACUAUACUUCCCGAAGGGUGUCGGGCAGCCCGGAUAGCCUUGAGACCUUCCACCCAUUGCCCAGCUUCUCUCCACCCCGGGAUGCGAGCACUUGCUUCCUGGAGUCUCUCAUGGGCCUGUCUGAGCCGGUUACAGAUGUCCUGGCACCCCUUCUGGAGAGCCAGUUUGAGGAUGCUGCCUUGGCACCUUUGUUGGAGCCUGUGCCAGUGUAAGGAUUAAGGUGCCUUCUUCCUGCCCCGAGACCCUGUUGCUGCUCUUUGUGAUCUUGGGGUUCCCCGAGGUCUAUGUAUGUAACGGUCUCCCACGGGCUGGUCCUGCUCACGGUGCCAUGUGGGCACCCUCUAUUUUUACAUUAACACUCUGAAUUUAUUUAUUUUUUUAUGUUUUUCUGUACUGAAGAAGGGAGGGUGGGGAGGGUACCCCUCUUUCAAUGCCUGGUCUCUUUAUGUCCAAACAGAGGUCUUCCACCUCCUACUGUAUGCCUGAAGGAGGAAGGGGCGGGGCUCUCCUGGAGCCUCACAUUCCCUCUUUUUUCUGUACUGUAAGAUGCUCCUUGCUCCAAAGACAGCGACGGCUGAGCGCAGGGCCUUAGGGGCUUCCUGUGAACCAUAGGGGCUAGGUCUUCUGGACUGUGAAGAUGUAAUUUAUUUCUGUAAUUUAUUUGGGGACGGAGACAGCAGUGGUGGAGCCUCUCUGGCGGGUGGGCAAGCAGUGUUGGGGCCGAGUCUUCUGUGUGCCCUGCCAAUCUGGGCUUCGGUGUGGUGUGUGGGUUCGAGCUUAUUGCUCUCUAUCAAACAGCGGCCUGGCUCAACCGAGCACACAGAGGCUGUGCUUGACCAGCGGUGACCAAAACCCCUUCUGCCCCCUGCCCAGACACUCUACUUGCCCUCUUUCCAAUUCCCUCUACCCAAGGCCAUGGAUUAUAAAGCCCCUCUGUAAGAUGGUGAGCCAGAGGCCCUAAGAGGGCAUGAAGCACACCCUGAUCACUGUCUCAGGCCUUUCUGGGCAUUGACUCGACCCUGGCCCACCUCACGCCCCCAGGCCAGUUGGCAAGGGGUGGCUCUUGAGGGCUCUUACGCCCUUCAUUAGAUGAUGUUGGAUUUUAUAUGCAUUUUUUUAUUGUCUCUAAGUGUCAGAACUAUAAUUUAUUCAUUUCUUUGUGUGUGUGUGUGUGCCAAGAAAUGCAGGCUCUGGGCCUGCCUCCUUGCCCAGGAGGCCUUGCCAGCCUGUGUGUUUGUGGGAACACACUGUACCUGAGCUGACAGGUACCAAUAAAGACGCUCUAUUUUUAA